AUGAAGAUGUAUAUUGUAUUAUGCGCUAUGGUAGCCGCUGUGGCCUGUGCACCAACUGCCCUGGAGGAGCUGACGGCAAUUCGGGCUAAGCCUGCCCUCGAGUUUGAAGUAGUACAAGACGAGUUUGGACAGUAUGCACUGCGUUACGUGACUGCGGAGGGUACCGUGGUUUCCGAACGCGGUCGCCUCGUACCAGCUGAUAAGGAAGGCGAUUACGUUCUCAUUGUUGAAGGUGAAUUCUCCUACAUCGGUGAUGAUGGCGAGCUCUACGUCACAAAGUUCACAGCUGGUCUUGAUGGAACACACGUUGAAGGCAAUCAUCUCCCGGUGGCCCCAGAACCCGUUGCAGUGGAAACAAUAGUGCCUCAGUGA
This is a messenger RNA of Zerene cesonia (dogface butterfly), 372 nucleotides long. RefSeq names its product flexible cuticle protein 12-like. The transcript is spliced from 2 exons. Gene Ontology annotation, cellular component: chitin-based extracellular matrix. Gene Ontology annotation, molecular function: structural constituent of chitin-based larval cuticle. NCBI's taxonomy places the organism in Eukaryota, Metazoa, Arthropoda, Insecta, Lepidoptera, Pieridae. Bases 1 to 372 code for a protein of 123 amino acids. The record is from RefSeq and is a predicted model, not a curated record.